Molecule: messenger RNA, 2387 nt
Organism: Odontomachus brunneus
Lineage: Eukaryota; Metazoa; Arthropoda; Insecta; Hymenoptera; Formicidae
Gene: Glo1
Product: lactoylglutathione lyase
Exons: 11
Coding region: 169-2298 (709 amino acids)
Molecular function (GO): metal ion binding; protein binding; lactoylglutathione lyase activity
Source: RefSeq, a predicted model, not a curated record
GCGGAUGUGUAGGUUCAUAUAAUAUCAUACACUGCAAGAUAUAUAUGUGAUAGUAUUAGGACUGUAGUACAUAUCUCUCUCGUAAAUCGUACGCUGUUACUUCGUUCCAGCGUUUGUUUGCGUGUGAACGUUCUCUCCAUUCUUGUUUAUUCCGAUAUUUUACGAAAGAUGGGUGAGCCAUCAGGGUUAACUAAUAGCGAAGCCCGUGAGCUUUGCAAAACACCAGAUCCUGCAACAAAUGGGUAUAUCAUGCAGCAAACAAUGUAUCGCAUCAAGGACCCGAGGAAAUCUCUACCUUUUUAUACUGAAGUACUUGGUAUGACUUUACUUCAAAAAGUUGACUUCCCAGAAAUGAGAUUCUCUUUGUAUUUUCUUGGAUAUGAGAAUCCAGAGGAUAUAUCAACUGACAAGAGGAAAAAUAUUGAAUGGCUAUUCACUAGAAGAGGAACUAUAGAGCUCACUCACAAUUGGGGAACUGAAACAGAUCCAGAUGCAAAAUAUCACAAUGGAAACUCGGAUCCUAGAGGAUUUGGUCAUAUUGGAGUAGCAGUACCUAACGUCACAAAAGCUUGUGAAAGGUUUGAGAAGUUUAAUGUGGAAUUUGUGAAGAAACCAGAUGACGGCAAAAUGAAAGGAAUCGCUUUUAUUAAGGAUCCCGAUGGUUAUUGGGUCGAAAUUUUUAAUGGCACCGACAUUGCAAACAGUCUAAAGUGUAUGGUAGAAGAUAAAAAAUAUCAAAUCGCAAGCCGCAUCGAGUGUGACGGAUAUCGGGGUACAUUGAAGUACGUUGGACCUGUCGGAAAUACAAAGGGCCAGUGGCUAGGUAUAGAUUGGGACGAUUCGACUCGUGGCAAGCAUAAUGGCACAUACGAAGGAGUAGAAUACUUUCAAGCUAGACAUUCCACAUCAGGCUCUUUUAUACGACCGGCCAAAGCCAAGUUUGGGAUAUCUUGUCCUCAAGCCAUCGAGAUGCGCUAUGGGCUAAUUGAUGAUGAAUUAGCAGGCAUAGACAGGGAAGAGGUGUCAAGUUUGAGGAAAGAAAUCAAUGCACCGUUUUUAGAAUUGGUUGGUUUUUCCAAAGUGAAUAAGAAACAAAGUAAAUUCGAUCAGUUGAAGAUAGUAUGGCUGAGAGAACAGUGUGUAAGCAACACUGGCAAGCCAGGAGAACUAGCAGAGUUGUGCCCAAAUUUGGAGGAACUGGAUAUAUCUAGAAAUUUAAUUAAUUCAUGGAAAACUAUAGCGGACAUAUGCUCUCAGCUUCAUUCUCUUAUACGUCUUGAUGUCAGUGAGAACCAUCUGCCUGUCGAGCAGGAUGUAGUAGCAUUGAAAAACUCAUUUCCAACAGUUAAACACUUGACAAUAGCUAGGAUGAAUUAUAAUUGGCCUGACAUUCAACAGUGUGUUUCUAUGUUUUCAUCAGUUGAGGAAUUAUCAGUUUCUUUUAAUUUUGUCACAACUAUAGAAGAUGUAUCAUCAAGUACUAACUUUAUGAAAAUAGUUACUUUAAUAUUGGAAGGAAAUUUAAUAUCAAGUUGGGAUGAGAUACUUAAGUUGGGUUCUCUUCCAUGCUUAGAAUAUCUUAAUCUGAAUUCGAAUAAAAUAGAUAGAAUCAGAUUUCCACCUUCAACAUCGACAGAUAAGACUGCACUUUUCCCCGCUUUACGGCAACUGCAUAUUUCUGAAAAUCACAUAUCAGAGUGGCAGUCAGUUAGUGAACUCGAUAAGCUGCCAAAUCUAGAAGAUCUAAAAUUCAGAGAAAAUCCUAUUUUGAAGAAUGAAGCUUUGGAGACUGCUAGACAGUUGGUAAUUGCGAGAAUAGCGAUAUUAAAGAUUUUAAAUGGCACAGAGAUACUUUACGACGAAAGGAGAGGUGCUGAAUAUGAUUAUUUAAAAUUGUAUUUACCGAAAUGGCAAGAAACUGAAAAUGAUACAGACAAAAGGACGUUAUUUUUGAACGAACAUCCACGAUAUCCUAUUUUAGUAGACAGAUAUGGAAUUGCGGAUAUUCCUUCGGCCAAACCGAAAGUAGAAAUGGUCUCGAAUAUAAUAACUGUAGAAUUUUUAUGCCCGGACGAUCCGCGUCAGCCUAGAGGAAUCAAAAGAAAGUUACUUAAAGAUAUGGAGGUCCAGAAAAUGAUCGGGCUUGCCCAAAGACUUUUUAAAACCGGCGGCAAAAUACCUGCUCUUUCAUUUAUCCCACGAAAUUUAUCAAACGAUGAAAUUUCGUUGGAUAAACCGCUGCAAGAACUUAGUUACUAUUCAAUACAAGACGGCGAUCAGGUUCUUGUGAGAUGGUGAUAUUAAAUGAAUUAUUUAUAGAUAUGACUGUAUUUUCUACGCUGUUAAAAUCUACGAUACGAUUUGUUAUUAAAUCUUUUUUAAUUGCA